AAAUGUCAUUGUUCAAAUUAUAAACAAACAUAAGUUGCUAAUAUUUAAUUGAUCAAAUAGUGUAAUAAUUGUAAUAAUAUAAUUGAACUAAUUCAAUAUUCAGUUUUUUGUGGUACUGUAAAGUUUCGAACCGUAAUUACAUUUAGAUUGCGAUGUCACUGCUCGAAGAUGUGUUUUUGGAAGAUGAAGCAAACGAGGCUGAGGAGUUAGAGAGAGUCAUUGAAGGCGAUGAAUUCGACGAAAGACCUCGCUCACGUUCCGACAGUGAUGACAAUAGUGAACGGGAGGGAGAAGCAGAGGAAGAGAAAAAGCGAGUUGAUCCUACUUCAACAAAAACCACAAGGGUUAUCAAAAAUCCAAGAUUCAUAUUGAAUCCGGCUAGACUGACUGGGCCCAGAGGUAUUCAUGUGAUUCCAGAGCAUUUCAAGGAUUUCAAAUUUAAGGGAAAAAACCAUGAGAAGGAGGACUUGGAUUUGGUUUUAAAGAAGUUAGAACACUGGGCAUACAGAUUGUAUCCGAAAUUUAAGUUUGAAGAUUGCCUGAAAAAAAUUGAGACACUGGGCAAGAAGAGACCAGUAAUGGUGAAUCUCCACAAAAUAAGAACAGAUCAGUACAUGUCAGAGGAGACAGUCGUUCAGAGGGACUCCAGUGACGACGAGGCCCCUCACAAGGACCCCCAAGAGGAACCGCCCGAAGACGAGUUUGAUAAACUCUUGCAGCAACAAAUAGAGAUAGCACGAUCCACUCCCGCACCAAGCUCUGUCAAGAAAGGAACGGACAGUGCUGUAAAAGAGAAUAGGUCACUGAUGAUGCCAAAAGCAACAUCUUCUCCAUCCAUAAGCGAUGAACAAAGAGAAAGAAUCCUUAAAAGUAGAAAACUUGCUGAAGAGAGAAGACUAGCUAGACUUAAGAUUGCCUCAAGUACUAUAAAUGGUAAUCAAAGCGCUGAUAAUAUCACUAACACUCCAUCUAAAACCGAUAAUAUUGAUCACCCUUGUGACAAUAAUUGUAGUACGAGUAUUAAUACGGAGAAUGGUGAUGUUAUUCCAAACACUCUAUCCAAAAGUGACAAAAUUACUGACAAUCGUUCGAUCGAAGAAGAAAUUAAUAACAAAACUAAUAGUGUUAGUACAGAAAGUGUAUUUAACAUAAAAGAAAAUUAUGUUCGACAAGAAAGGGAGUCAAGGGAAAAUGACAUUAACAGUUCUGAUGAAGAUGAUAUUGUUUUAGUGAACGAAUCUAUAAGGGCUGAUGUACACACAGAUUUUGAUAAAGACAUAGACUAUUCAGAUGAUAUAAAUCAAGGUCCUAAAAAAUCUGGUAGACACAAAAUCGAUGAUGAUGAUGAUGUUAUUUUAGAAAUAGACGAUAGUUCAAGUAAUGACCAGGAAAACGAUAAUAAUCAUAAAGGCGUGAAUUUAAAAACAGUUGCUACUAAAGUAGAUGGACUUGAAAAUAAUGUUAAUACAAUUUUAGAAACAGAUGAUAAUGAUAAAGAGUUCGGUAAUUUAGAUGAUAAUUCUAACAAGGGUGCAGACAACAAUUGUGUGAUUAUAACAGAAAAUAGUACUGAUGAUCCUGGAUCAUCAAUGAAUGUUGGAGAUGUGAGAACUCCUAUGACUUUGGGUAAACCAAUUAACGACCAAGAGAUCAGAGAUAUCCAAGAUGAUCGUAGUGUAGAUAAGUUUAGUGAUUUUCAAGUCAUCGAAUGUGACGAAAAGGAUUGUAUUGAAGUUGAAAGAAAUCGAGAUGCAAUUUCCGAUGAUACAGUGAAAACGUUAUCAGAGAAAGCACUUGAAAAUAAUGUUGAUGAAUUAAUGGAUGUUGACUUUGAUGAUGAAUUUUAAUAAAAAUAGUUUCUAGAACUUU
This is a messenger RNA of Pararge aegeria (speckled wood butterfly), 1869 nucleotides long. Its product is annotated as protein PFC0760c. Gene Ontology annotation, molecular function: DNA binding. Gene Ontology annotation, cellular component: replication fork protection complex; nucleus. The record is from RefSeq and is a predicted model, not a curated record. The coding region runs from base 153 to 1847 and encodes 564 amino acids. The transcript is spliced from 5 exons. Gene Ontology annotation, biological process: replication fork processing; DNA damage response; DNA replication checkpoint signaling. Lineage: Eukaryota; Metazoa; Arthropoda; Insecta; Lepidoptera; Nymphalidae.